Molecule: messenger RNA, 4234 nt
Organism: Python bivittatus (Burmese python)
Lineage: Eukaryota; Metazoa; Chordata; Lepidosauria; Squamata; Pythonidae
Source: RefSeq, a predicted model, not a curated record
UCACCCUCUGCUUCUCUUCUGCUUUUAGCUGCCUUUCCUCAUCGGCUGAACCUCUUUUACUUGGCCAACGAUGUCAUACAGAACUGCAAGAGAAAAAACGCCAUUGUGUUUCGCGACACAUUUGCCGAAGUGCUCCCUGAAGCCGCCGCUUUGGUGAAAGAUCCAUCUGUCUCCAAAUCUAUAGAAAGGAUUUUUAAAAUCUGGGAAGACAGAAAUGUGUAUCCAGAGGAAACCAUUGCAGUUCUAAAAGAAGCUUUAAGUUCCACUUUCAAAACUCAGAAGCAGCAGAAAGAAACUCAGAGCAAACAACCGACUAAGUCUUGGAAGAAAUCUCAAACCUCUACUAAUCCUAAAGCGGCUUUGAAAUCCAAGAUCGUGGCAGAAUUUCGCCCACAGUCUCUGGUGGAUGAGCUCCUCUCCCACAAGCGCUCGGAAGACCAGAUUGAGCUGAAGGAGAAGCAGCUGUCCACCAUGCGGGUGGAUGUUUGCAGCACCGAGACCCUGAAAUGCUUGAAAGACAAAACAGGAGGGAAGAAAUUCUCCAAGGAGUUUGAGGAAGCAAGUGCGAAGCUGGAAGAGUUUGUCAACAGCCUGGACAAGCAGGUGAAGAACGGCCCGUCCCUGACAGAAGUGCUGGAGAACGCGGGCAUCUUCUACGAAGCCCAGUACAAGGAGGUCAAGGUCGUGGCCAAUGCUUACAAAACCUUUGCCAACAGAGUGAACAAUCUCAAGAAGAAACUGGAUCAGUUGAAGGCGACCCUUCCUGACCCGGAGGAGUCACCUGUCCCCUCACCAAGCAUGGAUGCUCCAUCCCCAACGGGCUCUGAGUCCCCUUUCCCAGGAAUGGGGGAAGAAGAUACCUCCCCUUCGCCAGAGGUGGCACGGAAAAAAUCUCCAUCUCCAGAGCUUGCCACAGACAAUCGGGACGUGGAGGACAUGGAGCUCUCCGACGUGGAUGAUGAUGCCCCCAAAAUUAUCGUGGAAGAGAGAAAGGAGAAACCAGCUGCUUCAGCCCCAGCCCCUGCCAAGAUGACUGACAGCACCCCCAAAGCCACCCCGUUGACAGCGGCCACGACAGCGGUAGCUGCAGCUUCCGUAGCCACGCCGGCAGUUGCACCCGUGCUGGCACCAACCCCCAUCACUCCUCCAGCCUCCAAGCCGGUGAGCCAAGCCCCUCUUCCUCCGUCGCCAGCUCUCACCUUGCCGAACCUGGCUAAUGUGGAUUUGGCCAAGAUCAGCUCUAUUCUCAGCAGCCUGACUUCCGUUAUGAAGAACACAGGGGUCAGUCCUGCCUCGAGACCUUCCCCCGGCACCCCAGCGAGCCCCACGACACUCAUGGGCGGCUUGAAGACUCCAGUUACGGGACCUCUGGUAGCUCCGCCCAACCCCUUGGCAAACAUCCUCUCCAAAGUGGAGAUCACCCCAGAGAGCAUCCUCUCCGCCCUCUCAAAGACACAGGCUCAAGCUGCCCCGGGCUUGCAAGGUUUGUCCUCAUUUCUUCAGAGCGUUGCUGGAAAUUCAGGCCAGCCCAGCGAGACGGCACCCCAGAGCACAUCUCCGGCACCUGCAAACACAACCGCUGGUUCUGGGAAAGGAAGGAAUGUUUUGUCUAACACCCAGUCCUUUGUGCCCCAAAGUCUUGGUUAUUCGCCAAAUUCAUCCUCCUCAGCGGAGGUUUCUUCCACCUCUGUCAACAAGAUGCCCUCUGGACAUGGUCCGGGGCUCUCAGGGGCCAAUUUCAAGCCUCCAACCAAUUCCCUGGGGUUUGCCAGCUCACAGGCCCCCAGCCCUUCCCUUCGGCCCAUCGAGAACCCAACACCUCAGUCUUCUGAGAUCUCCGAAACGAAGAUGGAGUCGGAGCCCACUUCGCCUAGUCUGGAGAUGAAGAUACACAACUUCCUGAAGGGAAAUCCGGGGUUCAGCGGCUUAAAUCUGAACAUCCCCAUUUUGAGUAGCUUGGGCUCUUCCAGCCUCCCGCCUGAAAGCCAUUCCUCAUCCCCAGAUUUCAACCGUGGGCCCACCAGCACUUCAAUGGACAGCAUAGAUGGGACUCCGGUCCGUGACGAACGGAGUGGGACGCCUACGCAGGACGAGAUGAUGGACAAGCCGUCCUCCAGCAACGUGGACACCAUGUCUCUGCUGUCAAAGAUUAUCAGCCCUGGCUCUUCCACUCCAAGUAGUACAAGGUCGCCUCUUCAGAGCCGGGAUGACAGCUACCCCCAGGAAUUGUCUAAUUCGGCGUACAGGUCUUUUGGUCUGAGCCGGGAUUCUCCUGCCGGUAUGUAUAAGCAGUCCUCAGAUGGCAUCGAGCUACCUUCCUCGUUGAUGGACUCCCCGCAGGAGAAGUUCUACCCUGAUACCUCCUUCCAGGAAGAUGAAGAUUACCGCGACUUCGACUACCCGGGUCCUCCGCCGUCUGCCUUGGUGAACCUGGAGAAGCAGCCGGCCAAAUCCAUCCUUAAAUCGGGUAAGCUUUCUGACCCCUCGGAAUACCAAACGGUUAUGUCGAGCUACCGUCAGAGGCCCUCGGGGUUUGGCCUGAAAGCGUCUUUCCCCCAGUCCGUAAGAUCUCUCCACGACCAGAGCGAUAACUGCGAGCCUCUGCCCUCUCCGGGAAUGUAUGGGAGCUACGGUUUGCGGGGAAACGACUCCAGCUCGGACGCUUCCCCGACGCCGAGUAAGAACGACGUCUUCUUCCCGCCGGAUUCCAAUCACAGUAGCUUGCCCAAAUCCGUACAGCACUCAGGCCUGCUGCAGAAGCAGUAUCCCGACUCCCCCCACUUGGUUUCCCAACGGUCCCUCUUCUCUUCUCAAAACACGCUCGUGACCCCCGCCAGCCGACUCCCGACAUCCAAUGCUGAUAAAUCCGCCAUGUCUUCCAUCUCGGCCACCUCGACCAUCGAGUUCAAGAACAUGCUUAAAAAUGCGUCCCGGAAGCCCUGUGAGGAAGGCAAGCAUUUUGGCCAGGUCCCCAAAGGCGGCGCCAGCGAUGGCCCCGGGCUUUCUCCGGGAGGGGAGCAGCAGAAGCAGCAAGAGGAGCACUACCGGAUCGAGACCAGGGUGUCCUCAUCCUGCUUGGACUUGCCCGACAGCACUGAGGAGAAGGGGGCACCCAUUGAGACGCUGGGGUACCACAACGCCUCCAGCAGGGGAAUGUCGGGAGAGCCCAUUCAGACGGUGGAGUCCAUCCGAGUCCUUGGGAAGGGGAGCAGAGGGCACGGGAGAGAAGCCUCCAGAACAGGCUGGUUUGAGAUGAGCGGUGCAGGGAGUACUUUCGAUCACGGGCCUUCGGGCACAACAGAGAUGGCCGCCCUGGGGACCGGCGGUGGUGGUGGCGGCGGCGUGUCGAGCUUCCAGAGCCAGUACAAGGACCGCCUGGCGUCGUUUCAGGAGAAUGUCAGCAACUUCCGAGCCGCUGGCUUCGGUGCCCCCUUUGACCGCCACGUGCCACCGCCUCCCCUCGAGCAUGGGGCUUCCUUCCCAAGGGACCAGAUUGGGCCACCCCCCUCGGGCCCUCAGCCUCUUCCGCCCAAGGAUCUCAGCACCCUGUUCUCGAGAGAUCACUCGGUCCCCCCACCACGGAUGCCAGCAGUGGAUCACGGCAGCCCCUUCUCGAAGGAGGCGUCCUCCCCGCUGACGUUGCCUCACGGGGUGCCUCCUCCCCCGCCCCCGUCUCUCGAACGCAGCCGGGCGCCGUUCCCCCAGCCGCCCCCUCCUCUCCCAGUGGUACACCGCGGCGUCCCCCCGAUCCCCAGCCCUCCCCCCCCCCCCCGGCAAUCCUGUCUGCCCUUUCCGGCUCCUCCCCUCGCUUCCGAGCACGGGGCCUUCCAUCAAGGAACGAUGAAAGACCAUUUUAGUCUGCCGCCAGGAGCCCCCCGAGAGCCAGGAGCCCAGCCUCAGUGCGACCACAGCGGUCAGCCCCUUGGCCGGGCUCGAGAAAGCUUGGGCUUAGCAGCCCUCUCCCGAGAUCCGCUGGGCUCGGCCCUCUCCGUGGGGUCCUCAGUCCCCGCUCAGCGAAACGGCACAAACCGAGGCGGGCUGGGGGUCAGGAACCAGCGGCCGGAUUUUAGACCCCGGGAGUUCUUCUUAAACCGAGAUCCCUUUAACAGCCUGAAAAGGCCCCGGCCCCCGUUCGCCCGGGGCCCCCCCUUCUUCGUACCAAAACGUCCCUUCUUCCCUCCCAGGUACUGAGCGAAGGCGUGUCCGAACUUUCUGAAGCAGCGCUAGCGGCACU